AUGUGUCGAAUGUCAACAUACAUGUUAUCUACUCAUCGUCGAUAUUUAGCUACGGAUAAAAAUGAUAAUAAAACAACAGAAUCUAAAACUGAAAUAGGCCCAUCGGCACCUGAAAUUGAAAUAAAUAAUCUUACUGGUGAUCAUCAACAUGUUGUUGAAAUUGCUUUUAAUCGACCUGCAAGACGUAAUGCUCUUGGUAAACAAUUACUUAUUCAAUUGGAUGCAACAAUAGAUAGUUUAAACGCUGAUAAUACAAUUCGAUGUAUUCUUUUUCGUAGUUUGGUUCCAAAUGUAUUUUGUGCUGGUGCUGAUCUAAAAGAACGAUUAGAAAUGCCUCAAGAAGAAGUAGGACCAUUUGUAUCAAAAAUUAAAGAAAUAUUCUCUAAAAUAUUUGGUUUACCUGUACCAACAAUCGCAGCACUUGAUGGUUUGGCACUUGGUGGUGGACUGGAAUUAGCUUUAGCAUGUGAUAUUCGUAUAGCCGCACAAACAGCAAAACUUGGUUUAACAGAAACAAAACUUGGUAUUAUUCCUGGUGCUGGUGGUACUCAACGUUUACCUCGAAUAAUUGGUCCACCAAAAGCUAAAGAACUUAUUUAUACUGGACGAAUUUUAAAUGGUCAACAAGCAUAUGAAAUUCGUUUAGUUAAUGAAGUUGUUAAACAAAAUGAACAAUUAAAUGCAGCAUAUCAACGUUCACUUGAAAUAGCACAAGAAAUUGUUCAACAGGGACCAUUAGCUGUUCGUAUGGCAAAACAAGCUAUAAAUAAAGGUCUUGAAGUUGAUCUUCAAACAGGUCUUGAAGUUGAAGAAGGUUGUUAUGAUACUGUAUUAACAUCUGAAGAUCGUAUUGAAGAUAUGGUUGGUUAUGAUCCAGAGAAAAAAAAUUUAACAAGUAGUCAAAUUUUAAUUGCUAGUACGACAGCAAGUUUUACUUCACGUUUUCUUUUACAACCAAUUGAUGUUAUUAAAAUUCGCUUUCAACUGCAAAUUGAACCUAUUCGAAAUUUAACAAAUUCAAAAUAUCGUACUCUAUUUCAAAGUAUUCGUUUAAUUCAUUAUGAAGAAGGUUUACGAGCUUUUUGGAAAGGUCAUAUUGCAGCACAAGUUCUUUCAAUGACAUUCAAUUCUGCUCAAAUGUAUGCAUUUGAAAAAGUUACUAAACAAUUAGGAGAAAUUUUUCCUAUUACAACAUCUUCACCAACAGCUAAAACAAUAACACAUUUUGUUAUAGGAUCACUUGCUGCUAGUAUAGCUGUAAUUAGUUGUCAACCAACAGAUGUUUUACGAACAAGAUUUGUUGGACAAGGUGAACCAAAGAUCUAUCACUCAUAUAUUCAAGCAAUAAGUCUUAUUUGGACUCGAGAAGGUUACCAUGGAUUUUAUCGUGGUUUAAUUCCAGCUAUUAUUCUUUAUGCACCUGUUUCAGCACUUACAUUUGGAUUUUAUGAAUUAUUUAAUCGAGCAUGGGAUCAUUUACCAAUUAGAAAAUUUGAUUCUAUAAAACAUGGAUUUAAUGGUGGUAUAGCUGGUGUCUUAGCUAAAUUUGUUGUUUAUCCAUUUGAUUUAGCAAAAAAACGACUUGAAGUUGUAAAAUUUGAAGAAGCUCGAUCUAAAUUUGGACAAACACGUGCAUAUUCUGGUCUGAUAAAUUGUUUAUCUGAAACAAUUCGACAUGAAGGUUUUACUGGAUUAUAUAAAGGUAUGACACCAAGUCUUAUUAAAGCUUAUUUAUCAACAGCUAUUACUUUGGGUAUUUAUGAUUCGAUUUGUAAUCGUUUUCGCCAAAUAUCGUCUGAUUAA
Messenger RNA from Rotaria sordida, 1803 nucleotides. Lineage: Eukaryota; Metazoa; Rotifera; Eurotatoria; Philodinida; Philodinidae. The record is from the annotation of a GenBank genome assembly.